Messenger RNA from Protobothrops mucrosquamatus (brown spotted pit viper), 2064 nucleotides. RefSeq names its product RNA-binding protein 25. Gene Ontology annotation, molecular function: mRNA binding. Gene Ontology annotation, cellular component: spliceosomal complex. The record is from RefSeq and is a predicted model, not a curated record. Gene Ontology annotation, biological process: regulation of alternative mRNA splicing, via spliceosome; mRNA processing. Lineage: Eukaryota; Metazoa; Chordata; Lepidosauria; Squamata; Viperidae. The transcript has 5 exons. Bases 15 to 854 code for a protein of 279 amino acids.
UUUAUAUUCCAUAGAUGGAACAAGAAGCUGAAAGACGUCGGCAGCCACAGACCAAACAGGAACCAGAAUCUGAGGAAGAGGAGGAGGAGAAGCAAGAAAAGGAGGAAAAGCGGGAAGAACCCGAAGAAGAGGAGGAGGAGCCAGAGCAAAAGCCCUGCCUUAAACCAACACUGCGGCCUAUCAGUUCGGCUCCAUCUGUUUCGUCGGCAAGCGGCAACGCAACUCCCAAUACUCCUGGGGAUGAAUCUCCCUGUGGCAUCAUCAUCCCACACGAAAACUCUCCUGAUCAGCAGCAGCCAGAGGAAUACAGGCCUAAAAUAGGACUGAGCCUCAAAUUGGGUGCCUGCAAUAGUCCCAACCAGCCUAAUGCUGUGAAAAGAAAAAAACUCACUGUUGACAGUGUCUUCAAUAAAUUUGAAGAUGAAGACAGUGAUGACAUGCCCCGAAAAAGAAAACUGGUACCUCUAGAUUAUGGCGAUGAAGACAAAGGUUCCUCCAAAGGCAACGUGAACACUGAAGAGAAGCGCAAACACAUUAAGAGUUUAAUUGAGAAAAUUCCUACAGCCAAACCAGAGCUAUUUGCUUAUCCUCUUGACUGGUCUAUUGUGGAUUCAACAUUAAUGGAAAGGCGAAUUAGACCAUGGAUUAACAAGAAAAUAAUAGAAUAUAUUGGUGAAGAAGAAGCUACGUUAGUUGAUUUUGUUUGCUCAAAGGUUAUGGCUCAUAGUGCACCACAAAGCAUCCUGGAUGAUGUUGCUAUGGUGCUAGAUGAAGAAGCAGAAGUUUUUAUAGUCAAAAUGUGGAGGUUAUUAAUAUAUGAAACAGAAGCCAAAAAGAUCGGUCUGGUAAAAUAAAGACUUCUUUUUAUGGUUCCAUUUCAAUUUUUGUUUCACAUCACUGAAGAACUUUGAAGUUUCUCUGUGCUCAGAGACAUUUGUGAGACCUGUAUUUUUUAAAUGUAGAAAAUGUGAAUUUUUUUUCAUCCUCUGUUUCAUUGAGGCUAUCUUUGUUCCAUUUCUCUGCUUCCUUGAUUGUAAUUCUCCAAAUCCUACAUUGGUGGUUCUCACGCGCCAGGUAAAGUAACAGGUAUGAUUUAUAAACUACAGCUGCUGUAUACAGUCUCUGACCUUCAUCUUCUAGACUGCUUCUUGUAAAUAUUAAAGACACCCAUGUUUUAGAAGACAUCUCCACUUAUUACAUAUGGAAAUAAUUGAACUUUAUGUAAAUGCACCAGUCUCUUUCCCUCCAUUUUUAAAAUAGAAUAAACUUUAAAAUUCCAAAAAUGGAUGGGAGUCAUUUUGCUGGAAGACAGUUUUCACCUGCAUGGAUGUGAACUUGUUCACUUGUUGGGCUUUGUAAUAUUUUUAGAUGGCCUGUCCUGUAGAAAAAAACAAAUGGUGGACUUGCAUAAACUCAGGACUUUCAUUUUAACUAUAUCAGAACCUCUCAUACUUAGUUUUGCUGUUGUCAUCGUUGUUUUAAUUAGGACAAAUACCACACAGUUAUAUUUACUUUUAGCCCUUCUAAUAGAAACCUGACAUCUUAUUUUUUUAUUAUUUAAAAAGAAACUGGAAACAGGCCAGUUUGGGAUAUUUGUGGAAAGCAAUGGUAUAAAGGUGUAAUUUGAGCAGAACAAUUUACAAUAUUAGAUCAUAACGUAUUCAAAGAUGAAAAACUGUUACGUAAGCCAUCAAGUCAGCUGUGACUUUAUUCUUUUUUGUACUGUAAAAUGUCUGUCAGAUUUGUAGAGGGCACCAUUUCCUGCCGUCUUACUCUAUGGGUUUUAUACAUGCUGAUGUGGUAUAAAUAAUGUACUGUAAACUGCAUUUUUAAAAAUCUCACAAGUAAAAAAGACUGUAUGCCAUAGGCUUCUUGAUUGCAGGACAAACACUUUCCAGGAAGCAACAACUUGACUUUAAAAAAAAAAUCACUCUUCUGAUAUCUCUUUACCUGAAGAAAUACAGAUCACUUACUCAGAAGGUAUAACUGUGAUCCCAUGUUACUGAAUUCCUGCAUCUGAAAAUGUGUUCUUAAUGGGAUCCUAUAAAGAUUUCAUCGUGUAAA